CCCGUGGGUGGUGCUUCGGGUCUCGCUGUUGGGGUCUACCUGUGGAUCGUAUGGAAGCAAAGACUCUUGGAAUUGUGACACCCAGAAAACCUGUCUUAUCUGUCAGUGCAAGAAAAAUUAAGGACAAUGCAGCUGAUUGGCACAACUUAAUCCUGAAGUGGGACAGCCUCAGCGAUGCAGGGUUCGCCACCGCAAGCAAUAUUGCCAACCUGAAAGUCAGCCUGCUGAGUAAGGAGAAGGUUGAAUUAGAAAGCAGCAGCCCAGCUGCCGGUGAGGAGGAAGAAAAGACAAAGCUGGAAUAUGACAAGGGACUUGAAGCGCUGUGUGAGGAGCUGCAGGCCACCUUGGAUGGCUUGACUAAAAUACAAAUGAAAAUGGAAAAGCUGUCUUCAACCACCAAGGGAAUUUGUGAGCUAGAAGAUUACCAUUACAGAGAAGAAAGUACCCGGCCCCCUCUGUUCCACACAUGGCCCACGCCCUUCUUUUAUGAGGUCUCCCACCGGCUCUCCAAUGCAUACAAGAAGGAGCUCCUUUUGAAGCAGACCAUUGGCGCAGAGCUGGCCCACACUGCAGACCGCAACCUCAGCCUGACCUACCUGUCCAUGUGGCUGCACCAGCCCUACAUAGAGAGCGACAGCAAGCUCCAGCUAGAGAGCAUGCUGCUGGAAACAGGGCACCGUGCCCUGUGACUCCCUAGACACCAUGGCUGGGAGCUCCAGGCCACUGGCUAGACAGUCACUUGGGCGGGACCUGUUGUGCCCCAGGGCCAGACCAU
This is a messenger RNA of Acomys russatus (golden spiny mouse), 775 nucleotides long. RefSeq names its product cyclin dependent kinase 2 interacting protein (gene Cinp). Lineage: Eukaryota; Metazoa; Chordata; Mammalia; Rodentia; Muridae. The coding region runs from base 51 to 689 and encodes 212 amino acids. The transcript has 5 exons. The record is from RefSeq and is a predicted model, not a curated record.